This is a messenger RNA of Poecilia reticulata (guppy), 4207 nucleotides long. RefSeq names its product ribosomal protein S6 kinase beta-2. Gene Ontology annotation, biological process: signal transduction; protein phosphorylation. The record is from RefSeq and is a predicted model, not a curated record. Lineage: Eukaryota; Metazoa; Chordata; Actinopteri; Cyprinodontiformes; Poeciliidae. Gene Ontology annotation, molecular function: protein serine/threonine kinase activity; ATP binding.
CCUCCUUACUGGGGAGUUGGCCACAGCGCGAAGCGGCUUCAUGGUGUCCUGCUGACAGGAGUCCAACCAGCUGACUGCUCUGCUGUCUGUUAAACAGCGAUGAAAGCCCCGCUGGUUCUGACAACUUAAGAACUGUUCCGAAUUUAAAGUGACGGACUGAGAGGACCGGAAGAGAGCGGAAGGCACCGGAAGACGGAGCGAUCUGAGGAUGGCAGGAGUGUUUGACAUCGACCUGGAGACGGAGGACGGCAGCGACACAGAGGAGGACGCGUGUGAGGUGAUGGUUGUUGAACCUGACAGCGGUCAGACGGAGGAGGUGGAGCUGACCAGUGAAAACGUCAACAGAGACAGCGAGAGAGUUGGACCGGACUGCUUCGAGCUCCUCACCGUUCUGGGCAAAGGGGCCUAUGGCAAGGUUUUCCAAGUGAGGAAGGUUCAAGGUCCCCAAACAGGAAAGAUAUUCGCCAUGAAGGUCCUGAAGAAGGCGAAGAUCGUCCGUAACGCCAAAGACACGGCUCACACCCGAGCCGAGCGCGAGAUCCUGGAGAAGGUCAGACACCCGUUCAUCGUGGACCUGCUGUACGCCUUCCAGACGGGAGGAAAGCUCUACCUCAUCCUGGAGUGUCUGAGCGGAGGAGAGCUGUUCAUGCAGCUGGAGAAGGAGGGAAUCUUCAUGGAGGACACGGCCUGCUUCUACCUGGGAGAGAUCACGAUGGCCCUGGGUCACCUGCACUCCUACGGGAUCAUCUACCGAGACCUGAAGCCUGAGAACAUCAUGCUGUGUCAGCAAGGGCACAUCAAGCUGACUGACUUUGGCCUCAGUAAGGAGUCCAUCCAUGAUGGAACCAUCACACACACCUUCUGUGGCACCAUCGAGUACAUGGCUCCAGAGAUCCUGACCAGGUCGGGUCACAACCGAGCCGUGGACUGGUGGAGCCUCGGCGCGCUGAUGCACGACAUGCUGACUGGAUCGCCUCCGUUCACAGCUGAGAACAGGAAGAAGACCAUCGAUAAGAUCCUGAAGUGUAAAGUCAACCUUCCUCCGUACAUCACGGUCGAUGCCAGAGACAUGAUCAAAAAGCUGCUGAAGAAGAAUCCGGCUCAGAGACUCGGCUCUGGGAAAGACGACGCCGCUGACAUCCAGAAACAUCCGUUCUUCAGACACAUCAGCUGGGAGGAGCUGCUGAACAAGCGAGUGGACCCGCCGUACAAACCGCAGCUGCACUCUGAGGAAGACGUGAGCCAGUUUGACACCAGGUUCACCAGACAGACGCCGGUGGACAGUCCGGACGACACCAGGCUGAGCCACAGCGCCGAGCUCGCCUUCGCCGGUUUCUCCUUCGUGGCGCCGUCGGUCCUCGAGAGCCUGAAGGAAGGAUUCUCGUUUGAGCCGCGAUCGCGUCACGUCCGCCGCCACAACAGCAGCCCGCGCACCCCCAUCAGUCCUCUGAAGUUCUCUCCGGCCGGACCCUUUAAGUCCAGCAUGGACGGGGAAGCGGACCUGUUCUCCCCCACGUCUCCGCCUGCCGCUCCGCCUCCCGGCCCGCUGGAGAACGGCGCGGCGAGUCAGCCCAUCAAGACGCCGUCCAGGAACAAGAAGAAGAAGGAGCAUCGGAGAUGAGGCCCAGGAAGAACCAGAGGGAUUCUGUCUGCUCCACGGAUCAUCGUCUCUGUCUGUUCAUUAUUCAGCUUUCAUUUAAAGCUCUGAAGUAACCAAACGACUAAAUCCUCCAGACUGCGGCUCCGCGGAGCAGAAACUCCUUCUAAAUCUAAUUAAAGGACAGGAAGGCAUCGAUUUUCCUUCAGCAGCUUCCCUGCGUGUUUCUGGGGUCGACUUGAGAUUUGUGAUGGAUGGACUGGAAACUGUGAGUUUAAUUACAGAGGAAGCUCUGAUUUAAGGUUUUCCAGUAAUGAGUCUGUCAGAGGUCAGCCGACCGUCAGCCGACAGGAAGUUAAACUUUAACGCUUCUGUUCUUUUGGUUGCUUUUAUUUAUUUCUGCACGUAAAAAGAAAACGUGAUGACAUCAGUCUGCCUGUUGGUUCGGUUUGACAUUUAACCAAUCAGAGCAGACUGGGCCUUAAAGAGACAGGAGCUAAAAACUCAAUAGGAAAAAAAAUCACUGAAUUCAGCUUUGAAAUGAUGAGUUUGUAAAUUAUAACAGAUUCUGUAAUGACUGUAUGUAGAAAUCUGCUGAAUGAUCCAUGCAGCAGGAUGUUAUGUUUGUCUCGUCUUUUUUCUCUGGAUCUUCAUGUCUGCUGCCAAACUUGUUCUGAUUGGACCGAUGGACCGGUCCAAUCAGAAACCCAACCGCUGAUCACACAGAAGCUGUUUCUGCAGACCUGCAGGUCAAACCGUGUUGGGUCAGAGGUGUUUAUUUCCCCUUCAGUCAAGCCAGCAGGGAAUCACUCGGGAAGCUCCUCCAAUCAGGAAUCAGGAUGAUCCGGAGGAUCAGGGACAGCCUGGUUCUGGUCCCAAUAUCCUGUUUUAUCAAAACCAUUUUCUUCAAAGUUUUUAUCUUUUUCUCAGCAUUUGGCAGAACGUCCCUCUAAACGGACUUGAGUUGAAGGUUUUGGGUUUCCUUCCACAAGCCUCUCAGAGCUGGAAAUCUGAUCCGUUCCUCCCAACAGAACCGGUGGAACUGGGUCGGAUCUGUUUAUUCUGCCGAGUUCCACCUCCUCAGCCAUGCUGCUUCAAUAUUUCAAACUGAUUGAGUUGUGAAGCGCACCAGUCCCUCCUGCAGCAAAAGGUCCAGUUUUCGCUCCAUCAAGCGUCACCAGCCUGAGGGACGUCUGGCUUUGGUUCCACUGGGAUUGGUGGCUUCAGCCCACUGGACCCGUUUCAUACCAGAACCUGUUGGUCUGUGGGAGACGGAACCGGGUCAGAGUUCACGUUUACCUCAGGUGAUGUGAAUGAACCAAUCACUGGCUUACAAAGCUGUGACAUCAUCAGCUGGCCUGGCCUCAGAGCAGGGCGUCAAACUCCAGUCCUCUGCUGUCCUGCAGCUCGUAGAUGAGCCACAGGUAGAAAACACUGGAAUGAAACGGCUUCAUUUCCUCCUCCUGGUUUGGGUCGGGUCUCCAGAACCGUGAUGACCUGAUUAUUCUGUUCAGGUGCUGCAGCAGAGGCUCAUCUAAAGGUUUCAGGGCAGCGGGGGACUGCAGUUCAACACCUGUGCUUUAAAGGAACGGUAACCUAGGUGUAUGUACAUUUCUGACUUCCAACAAAGUUAAAUUAAUCAGGAUUUGAUCAAAUUGAAAUGGUCAUUUUAACCUAAAAUAAAAUCAAAUGUCAGAAAUGAUUUAGGUUGAGAUUCAGAGAUUUUCUUUUGUUUUGGCAAAUUUCAGGAGCCUAAAAUAUUCCAAGCAUUAAAAAUGCAUUAAGUAUUAAUUUUAAUGACUUUAGGAAACUUGUCACAAUUUUCUUUCCUUAUUUUUCAAAAUAAUUUUAAGCUCUUCCUCUGAGUGAAUCGAUAAACUGAUAUCAUUUCUGUAGAUGAGAGAAUCUGACUGGAUUCUGUUCGCAGCAGCCGUAAAGAGCCGGCGCCGGUUCUGAGCCGGCCUGGUUUUGGUUCUGAACCAGUUAAAAGUCUUCAGAUUUCCUGGGAUGUUUUCAGAGUUGAAAUCACAGAACAGCUUCGGAGUGAAGUGGAAAGUUUGUCUGCUGAGAAGCCGUCGCUGCUGAACAGCUGCUCAGAGUUUAUCGAUUAAAAUCCACCAGGAGGCUGAGAAACUUUUCCCUGUUUGGAUGUUUUUGUUCCUCCAGGAUCCGUUUAUACCCUCAGAGUGAUGACGGGGUUAAUUGUGUUCAGACCCGCCUCCCCAUCAUGGUGCCAACUUUACAUGAAUCCAGUUUUCAGGAAACGGGAAUUAAAACUGAUAUAUAUAUAAAUAUAUAUAUCUUUAGAUAUUUUCAGGGUUUUGAAACACAUGAGCUUCCAUUUGGGUUUAAUUUUUAAAGUUGUUUCCUUGUCUGCAGUGUUUGGAUCAGCAUCAUUACCUCUGACUGGGUCACAUCAGAAAAUGAUUUACUUUGUCGGGUUUUGUUUAUUUGCAUAAUUUACUGUUAUGAUGAAGAGAUUUGAAGAGGAAUAAUGAACCUCUGGACUUGUACAGAUAUGUAAACAGUAAAGAACAAAAAGUUUAUAUUUGGGAUUGUUUUGUUUCCUCUGACUGAUGAAUGUUGUGAAUAAAUCCUGGGAUGUUGAGA